This is a messenger RNA of Lycium ferocissimum, 1565 nucleotides long. Its product is annotated as UDP-glycosyltransferase 90A1-like. The transcript has a single exon. Bases 27 to 1421 code for a protein of 464 amino acids. The record is from RefSeq and is a predicted model, not a curated record. Lineage: Eukaryota; Viridiplantae; Streptophyta; Magnoliopsida; Solanales; Solanaceae. Gene Ontology annotation, molecular function: UDP-glycosyltransferase activity.
UCCAUUCAGAAAUCAAACAUCAAGAAAUGGCUUCUCCUCAUUCUACUAUUCAUGUUGUUCUGUUCCCUUUCAUGUCCAAAGGCCAUAUUAUUCCUAUCUUCGACCUUGCUCGCCUUCUACUCGAUCGCAAAAUUUCAAUUACCAUCUUUACCACUCAUGCAAAUCGCCCUUUUUUCUGCGAUUCCCUUUCAGACACCAACAUCAAUAUCAUCGACAUCCCUUUUCCUCAAAACAUUGAAGGAAUUCCACCAGGUGUUGAAAGUACUGAUAAACUUCCAUCCAUGUCCCUUUUUUCUACCUUUGCCAACGCCACCAAAUCCAUGAAAUCCCAUUUCGAAAAGGCCUUAGAGUCUCUUCCGCCAGUUACUUUUAUGAUCACUGAUGGCUUUCUUGGCUGGACUUUAGACUCUGCAAAUAAAUUUGGUAUCCCAAGACUCGUUUAUUUUGGAAUAAGCACUUUUGCCACGUCCUUGUCGCGUUCCUCUAGUGUUCUUCUUCGGACAGAAUUGUCGGAUGAUGAUCUGUUUGAAGUUCCUGAUUUCCCCUGGAUUAAACUAACUAGGAAUGACUUUGACUCACCCUUAAGAGACCGUGAACCCAAGGGCUCGCUUUUCGAGCUUCGUGUUGAGACAGGCAUUGCCACCUCUAAAAGUUAUGCUCUACUUGUCAACAGCUUUUACGAGCUUGAAUCUCUUUAUAUUAACUAUUUUAACAGUAAAUUUAGUCCAAAAGCAUUGUGUGUCGGACCAUUUUGUGCAGCGGUCGAGCCACAAAAAUCACAGUUGGAAAGGUUAGAGAAACCUUCAUACAUCAAAUGGCUUGACGGGAUGCUAGAACAGGGGAAAUCAGUUUUAUACGUGGCAUUUGGGACCCAAGCGGAAAUAUCUUUUGAACAAUAUAGGGAAAUUACAAAUGGAUUAGAGAAAUCGGAAGUGAACUUUUUGUGGGUAGUCAGGAAAAGUAUAGAUGAUGUCAAUGAGGGGUUCGAAAACAGAGUUGAAAACAGGGGACUAGUGGUUACAGAGUGGGUUGAUCAAAGAGAAAUCUUGAACCACGGGAGCGUUCAAGGUUUUCUAAGCCACUGCGGUUGGAACUCAGUGAUAGAGAGCAUAUGUGCAAAGGUGCCAAUACUGGCAUGGCCAAUGAUGGCAGAGCAACACCUAAAUGCAAGAAUGGUGGUGGAGGAAAUCAAGAUUGGGCUAAGAGUUGAGACGUGUGAUGGAUCAGUGAGAGGGUUCGUCAAGUGUGAAGGUUUGGAAAAGCCGAUAAGGGAGUUGAUGGAAGGAGAGAAAGGUAAAGAGGCAAGGAAGAAAGUGGAGGACAUUGGAGAAGCAGCCAUUAAUGCAGUCAAAGAAGGUGGAUCAUCAUGGAAAAUGUUAAAUGAGCUUAUUCAUGAAUUAACUGCAACAAGACAGGUCUAAAUUGUGUUUUUCUUGUGGGAGUGGACUACCUUCUCUUUAGAAAUAAAUUUGAGUAUGUUGUUGCAUUUUGAUCUUUUCUUUUCUUUUCUUUUUUUCUGUUCCAAUGAAAUUGUUAAAAUCGUAUGAGGACCCUUUGGAUGUCUG